This is a messenger RNA of Topomyia yanbarensis, 372 nucleotides long. Its product is annotated as CCHC-type zinc finger nucleic acid binding protein-like. The transcript has a single exon. Gene Ontology annotation, molecular function: nucleic acid binding; zinc ion binding. NCBI's taxonomy places the organism in Eukaryota, Metazoa, Arthropoda, Insecta, Diptera, Culicidae. The record is from RefSeq and is a predicted model, not a curated record. The coding region runs from base 1 to 372 and encodes 123 amino acids.
AUGAUCCGUUUGAGGAAGGGACCUUCCGGCACGCAAGCGGCUUCGGUUAGGCUUCCAGUCGAAGCAGCAAACAAGGCACUUAAAAUUGGGAAGAUCAAAGUUGGCUGGUCGGUAUGUCCAUUGAGCGUCUCCCAGCGACCGGAAGUGUGCUUCAAGUGUCAAGAGUUCAGCCACCUGGCGAGAAAUUGCAGUGGACCUGACAGGAACAAAUUAUGCAGAAGGUGCGGGGAAGAAGGCCACAUGGCGAAAGACUGCCGGCAGGCUCCGAGAUGUCUGAUCUGUGCAACCGAAGAAGGUAACAACCACGUUACAGGAGGCCCACGAUGCCCGGCCUUCAAACAGGCGACUGCAACAAAAUCACAGUGGAGCUAA